CUGAGGCCCGGAGAAAAGGCGGCGGCUCUGCCUCUGCAGCAGCAACCACAUCUCCGGCGGCGGCGGCGACUCCGGCGAUCCCCCGUCGGCUUCCUCUCUCCGUAGUCUCUCCGGCGGCGUCGGCAGGAGCUCCCCCCCUCCCCCCAUCACAUGGGGGCUUCCGAGUCUAUCCUCUCCAGGCCGCAGCAGCAGCGGCGGCCGCCGUGGGCGGACGAGAUCACGACGGUGUCCGAGGGCCGGCGCGACGCCGGGGACGGAGACCCCCUCCUCCACCGCAUCAAGUCCCUCACCAUCGCCCCGCCGCUGUUGAGCGGCCAGUCGGCGGCGAGCUCGGAGGCGGAGAGCAGCCUCACCGACAUCCUCGUCCGGAAGCCAUCCUCCUCCUCCGCCACCUCUGGCAACUUGAAUCCAAAUGUGAUGUUCGAGCUUUUCUCUCUGUACCGUGAAUGGCAAGAAGAGAAGGCCAAGAAAAUUAGUGAAACACAGGAAGAGAUAGAAAACAAGAUAGAAACAGCAGAUGCUUUGUCCAUUAAGCUUCUCCAGCGGUUCAAUUAUUCUGUUACUUCCAUGAGAUCAACCUCUCACAACCUUGCUGAAGUCCGUCCACUGCAGGUGGAAGUUGGUGAGUUGAAGGGCAGGUUAACCGAAGUAAUAAGUAACUGUGAUGCAUUGUGCAAGAGAAUUGCCGCUGAAGGUCCAGAAAGUCUGCGAUCGUCUGUUCAACCUUUCACCACUAGUAAAAUGGAGCCAAGAGAGAGCGAAACACUUGAUCUGAAAACACAGUCCUGAAUUGCACACAAUCUGUCUGAUACUCUGAUUGGUACGCCAUCAAAGGCAUCAGAAGGAACUACACUGACAUUUCCUAAUUCCAAAGGGUAGCUGCACCAUGCCCCCUGUGUAGUGUGUACCCUCUCUGUACAUCCAUACUAUGGCAGUAUGGUUAGACGUCAGAUCUUCUCAGCUCUUAUUGCAACAUUCGUCCAUCUUUUGUAAAGCUAAACUGUUCAUGUACACAGAUCUGUACAACCAAAUAUUAACAUCAGAAGUGCAUGAUUUAGGUUCAGUUGCUUGUCUUCACUGCAUAUAUACAGUAACAAGAGCGUGUGUCUGUCUGAUU
Oryza sativa Japonica Group (Japanese rice) is the source of this 1117-nucleotide messenger RNA. The record is from RefSeq and is a predicted model, not a curated record. Lineage: Eukaryota; Viridiplantae; Streptophyta; Magnoliopsida; Poales; Poaceae.